AGAAUAAUAGACCUCUUGUUACAGAAUUCCUCGAAAGUGACGAAAGCCUGUUUCUUCUUCUUGUGUCUGUGUUGGUUGAAUUUAUGCGCUUCGCUGGCAGUGCUGAAAGUAAAGUGCACAAGAUAAACACACAGCAAAAUGGCAAAAGCAGGUCUGCUUAUUUUGACGUCACCCUUGUCUCAAUUGAAGUCUCUACUUCCUCGUGUCAUUGAAGAAGCUUCUGUUGUCGUAAGCGACACAUUGUAUGUGUGUCUUCAACCUGCCGUUCAAAAUCCAACUCUCAGCAGUUUCAUUCAGCCUGUGUCAUCAACACAAGAAGUGAAGCAAUUUAUCUCUGGUUUAUACUUGUCUGGUUCAAAUGUCUGCCACACUCUUGAUAUACGGGUUUUAUUGUCGCACUUGUGUAAGGAUCCUAGCAUUGAUAUUUUCAAGCCUUACUCUGUCAAGAAAGAAAUAACUGUCUGGAUGACAGAUUCAACUAAACUCAAAGAUCUUUGGCAAGUGGAGAAUGUAGCGUUUAUCAAAGCCCUGCAAAAUGCUUUUACCAACAUCAGCUUUGAUUCAAAGUUUCACUUCAUAAACGUUGGACAGGAGGCACACAGCAGCAGUAUUGAAUCUUCUGAACUCCUGAAAACUUUUCCGAAUGUUGUUGUUGGUGGUACUUUUGACCGUCUUCACAAUGGACACAAAUCGUUGCUGACUGAGUGCUGCAUGCGAUGUGAUAACAAGUUGACUGUUGGCAUAACAGAUGGAGAGAGAAACAAAAAAAAGACACUGUGGGAACUGAUGGAACCAUUCUCUGACAGGAAAGCUGCUAUGGCUAACUUUGUGUCUGAUGUGAAGCCCAGCAUUUCUCUGGAACCUGUGCAAAUUUUUGACCCCUUUGGGCCUACCAUUACGGACCCUGAUUUUCAGUGCAUUGUUGUCAGUGAAGAGACAAAGGCCGGAGGUGGCAUGGUGAAUGAAGAGAGGAAGAAAAGGAAUUUCAAAGAGCUUGAAAUGGUAGUCAUUGAUUUGGUGGAUGAUGCGUGUCGUGCAGAUGAUGAAGAAGAAAAAGUUAGCUCGUCUUCGAAACGGAAAAGACUUCUUGGAACACUGAUAAAGCCUUUACCGAGCCGACCCAACUUGUCUAAGAGUCCGUACAGAAUAGCAGUGACAGGUGGCAUCGCAAGUGGCAAGUCGAAUGUGUGCUCUGAGCUGGAGAAGUUGGGUGCAAAAGUCAUCAAUUGUGACUUAUUAGGACACAAAGCAUAUGAUGAAGGAACUGCGGCCUAUCAAGCUAUUGUGAAAGAGUUUGGCCAGAAAGUAGUGGAUGAAGAUGGGAAGAUUAACAGAAAACAACUUGGGGCUAUUGUUUUUGCUGACAGGGCAAAUUUGGACAAACUGAACAGUAUAGUCUGGCCUGCCAUUCGUCAACUUGCGGAGGAAGCUAUUGCUCAACACAAAGCAGCUGGUGUGCCUAUCGUUGUGUUGGAAGCUGCCGUAUUGUUUGAGGCUGGUUGGGAUGACAUGGUGCAUGAGGUGUGGACGGCUUUCAUACCAAGACCUGAGGCUGUGAACAGAAUAAAAGAUCGAAACCAGCUGAGUCAAGAGGAAGCUGAACAGAGAAUUGACUCCCAAAUUUCCAAUGAAGUGAGGAUAGCUCAAUCCAAUGUUGUCAUCUGUCCCCUGUGGGCAAAGGAAAUAACACGUAAACAGAUUCAGAAAGCUUGGUCACUUCUACAGAAAAGGAUCAGUACACCACCUGUAAACAAGCUGUAGAAAUUGACAGUUCUUUCCGCAAAAUGAAGGGGUUGGUGUUUUUUUUCUAAAUCCUGUGAUAUGCUGAUGUGUUGAGAAUUUGUAUAAUCGAUUGUGUGCCUGUUUUUACAAGAUAGAGCAUUUACCUGAUUAUGGAGUAAUGCUGAAACAUGAGGUCUGAGAGUCUAAUGUCAAAAUAGAUUUUCGAAAUUAACUGAGGAUGAUAUGCAAGAUAAGAACACAUGAGGAAUAUGAAUGACAAGGUCCUUGUUUCAUCUUUGAGAAUAAGAACAGUGCAGCUAUUUUCUUUUCUUUAGAGCUGUUAUUUAAUUUCAGGAUUCAGUUGAUUGAAAGUGAGUGAUUUGUUUCAUUUCCACUUGCACUUUUGAAGUUAAGGAUUUUUAUUUUUCUUUGUAUAUGCCUUUUACUUAUAUUCAGAUAGUAUAAACAAUAUUUGGAUUUUAUUUUCAUUGUAUUGUAUUUGGAGGGUUGAUGUAUGGGUGUAUGUUUGGAGGAGAGAUUUUAUCGCCUUAUCACCUGUCAUUUCAGUGAAAUCAGUCGACCUAAGUUUGUUGUUAAGCCCUUGUUCAAAAUGAAUAAACCGGUCUCCAAUUGAUUUUGUUCCUCAGUACUUAACUGUUAUAUGAGGGAAAUACUAGUCCAACGUUUUGUUGACGUUCUGCCCAUAACAGAUUUAAUUACAUGCUUGAAAAGACAUAUAGCUCUGUCACAAACACAAAAUUAAUACAGAGCCCUGUCUGAUUUGGUCUUUCAAAGAAUGACGUUGAACUUUUUCAUUACUGAUUGAUUGUGGAAGUGAUCAUGACAUUUGAAGUGUUGUGACUUUCUCCUGAGAUAGAAAGGUACUUUAGCUUUGCCAAAAUACUCUUUUUGAAAGAAUAAUUGGGCAUAAUAUUCAAUUCUUAAGAAGCCUUUAAAUUCUUGGCCGCAUUAUGUUCAUUGUUUUACGCUUAAGGCUAACUGCUAGUUAUAACUGUUGUUUACUAUUUGAGAUACAUAUACAGAAUUUUGUUCAUGUUUUAGUCUUUUCAUGUAAUAGAUGCUUGUAAAAGAUUAGUUAUGUUAAAACCUUUGCAACUUUUUGGUGACCAGCAAGACUUUGUUCAACUUUGAUGUAUCCAUAUAGAUGAAAUUCAUAUCACUUCAUUUGUUCUGUAACAUACAUUGAUUACUUGCGUUUUAUUCAAAUACCUUUUCAGUCAUUGAAGAGCAGAGAUUUACAAUAAUAUGCUCCUCCAGAAUAAUUUCAGAUGUUGGGAACUUUGUUUAUCACUAAUACUUUUCUUAGCUCUAUAUGAUUCAACUGCUAAUGACUUUUACUGCAAUAGAGAAAAUAGAGAAAUCAUGUUGUUUUGUUUUGUUGUUGUUGGGUGUUUUUUUUUAAAGAAAAUUGGAUGAAAGUCUAUUAUGUUACUGGGAUUCGAGAAGUUCUUAAAAAGAAUAGCAUUAAAAGAAUUAUUUUUUUACUUCUUUUUAAGGACUGGGCUGGUUUUUUUCUCUGGCUAGCAGGGGUAUUUUUGUUGCAUCUCACAUGAUAGUGUGCCAUAUUCCAUUAUAAUUUUUUGAAAAGGAGUUUAUAAUCAUAUUGUACUGAUAGCUGUUUGUUUACUAAUGCUGCCUUGUUAAUGCCUGUGUAGUUUAUAUCUAUAAGGUUCAAGUUUUUUAUUUGAAAAGAAAUAACAUGUACCAGUAGCAUUUUACUGCCAUGCAGAAAAGACGGAGACUGAUUCUUAGAUACUUUGGAAGUAUUUUUCAGAACAAAUAUUAUUUGUACUUUUGCUUAUUCACACUUCGUACAUUUUGAAUGCCGUCUUGCUUUUAUCAUAGACAUUUUCGGAUUUUACCUUUCUUUAUCCUUUUUUAUUUGGUAUUAUGCAUACAGAGAAAACAGAACAGGGCCAUUAUUAUUGGUCAUAUAUUAAGAAACAAUGAAUGUUCUUUCCUUUAUUUCUUUUGCCAGUGAAAAAAAAAA
This is a messenger RNA of Aplysia californica (California sea hare), 3733 nucleotides long. Its product is annotated as bifunctional coenzyme A synthase. Lineage: Eukaryota; Metazoa; Mollusca; Gastropoda; Aplysiida; Aplysiidae. The record is from RefSeq and is a predicted model, not a curated record. Gene Ontology annotation, biological process: coenzyme A biosynthetic process. Gene Ontology annotation, molecular function: dephospho-CoA kinase activity; ATP binding. The transcript is spliced from 10 exons. The coding region runs from base 139 to 1761 and encodes 540 amino acids.